GCAGAAGCAUAGCAGCGUCCCGACGCGUCCCUACGCAAGUAAACGUGCGCCUUAGCAGCCGCGAACUCGCAAUCGUGCGCAAAAACUCUUUGCCGGUUUUUUCAAACAAACUUUUGCGGUUCAGUUUUGAAAAGUGGCUUGUUUGUGAGCGAGUACAAAUUAUUUGACGGAGUUUUUCCAAAAUUACCAUUAUCAUCAGCCCCAAAAAGGGUGGUCAACAGAAUAUUUUAAAGAAUGAGCAAGUUAGAGGGGGAUGGUUACUAAGUAAUCAGAAGCCCUAAAGGAAACAUGUUGGGAUCUAAAAGACAUCCAAAGAUAUUGGACUUAUUUUUCUUCUACGGCUUACUACUGCAGUGCUUGGCAGCAGACAAUGAGACGACAACGUUUUUAUCAGAGGAAGUGUCCCGGCUAAGCGAGGAGAUAGAGCUCGAAUCCGAAACAGUCGCUCGUCCAUCCUCCAAUAUUCCUGCCAACACUGCAGGAGGUGCAGCCUCUUUCUUGUCGGCAUCAACUGAGACAACUGAGAGCCCGGAAUUUUCCACCAAAGGCAGCGAGUCGGUGCGUCACGGUUACGGCAGAGGUCUGCCGGUGCCUCAUUAUCACCUUCCUGACUCCCGUUGGGGCCCUUUUUUCGAGGAAGGACCCGAACCCCAUAACAUCACUGCCCGCGUCGGGUCCACCAUCAUGCUGGACUGCCGCAUCGGACUGCUCAAAGACAAAACCGUGACUUGGCUACAUCAUAAAGAAGAUUCCAUACACUUGCUUACUGUUGGACGUGGGGCUUAUAGCAGCGACGAUCGUAUCACGCUUAGCUUCCGCUAUCCAAACAACUUUCGUUUACAAAUUGUCUACGUCACUAGAAGGGAUGAGGGCCUUUACGAAUGCCAGGUCGCCACACAUCCUCCCAAGGUCAAGAGAAUUUUCCUCAAGGUCACAGCUCCGGAAGUAAGAAUCGUCGACGAGUCUGGCAGAGAGGUGACGGAGCGCUACUAUAAAGCGGGCAGCUCCUUAGAGCUGACGUGCCAUGCCACUCAAGUCGGCGGUCCUUCUAAGGACCAUCCGAUAAUCUGGCGACACGGAGACCGCACCCUUGCGAAAGGUAUCAGCUCGAACAUGUCGACGGUGUCUGACACGGCCGUUUCAACACUGACCGUCAUCCCUUUGGAGAAAAGGCAUUCGGGAAACUAUACGUGCGCCGUAGGAGCAUUAGCUUUUGCCACAGUGGCGGUACACGUUCUUAACGGUGAACUUCCGGCUGCAGUUCAUCACGGCAACGGCGUAACGUCAAGCGGAGUUUCAUCGUUGAUAUUCUUCUCCCUGACGGUCCUUCUUUUGCUAAAGGCCAGGUGACCCCAACUUUUCUGCUGUCACUUUUAAAUAAUUAUUUUCGAAGGGCUAUCAGCUAUAUAGUGAUUUCAUAUCAAGUUUUUGUGACCAAAAUGUGAACGGGAUAUUAUUUUGCGUUUGUUUGCGACCUAUUUGUAUGCAGAGAUGCUCUUAAGACAUUAUAGGUAAAAUGAGCGUAAAAAGGACGUGUUUUUCUUUUUUAUUGCUCCCUUACGAUGAACAAAUCAAUUGGAACUCGCUAUAACGAAUUAUUUCUUUUCCUUCCCAUUUUUCCUUUACUCAGUCGAACAGUGUAUUUUAUUAAAUUAAAUGAAUGUGCAGACAACUCUAUUGCGUGGCAAUGCUAAAGGACAAGACAAUUAAAACACCUUAUUUCAUAUAUAUUCAAAUAAAAGACAUUAAAAUAGAGAUAAUUUAAUUAUAUAUUCUAUAACAUUCCAUUCCUUAGAUGACAUGUAUCAA
Messenger RNA from Brassicogethes aeneus, 1809 nucleotides. The record is from the annotation of a GenBank genome assembly. Lineage: Eukaryota; Metazoa; Arthropoda; Insecta; Coleoptera; Nitidulidae.